This is a messenger RNA of Branchiostoma floridae (Florida lancelet), 2086 nucleotides long. RefSeq names its product NXPE family member 4-like. NCBI's taxonomy places the organism in Eukaryota, Metazoa, Chordata, Leptocardii, Amphioxiformes, Branchiostomatidae. The transcript has 7 exons. Bases 91 to 1803 code for a protein of 570 amino acids. The record is from RefSeq and is a predicted model, not a curated record.
CUUUACAGACAUAGUGUGACAAUAACAGGUCAGUACUGCAACUUUGAAGAUCUCUGGCGUUGUCAACAACUUUGUCUCACAGAGCACACGAUGGCCCAAACCCGGAUGUCUGUUGUGUUUGCGGUGCUAGUGGCUGUCGUCAUUUUACUUACGGCUAAAUUCUUUGCUUUACCUCGGGCGUAUUUCGGAAUAACUAACUCAUGGCAUCAAAUCGAGCUAGUCCCUUCACCAAAAAGGAAGUUAACCAAAACUCCUCAUCCUGAAAUAGUCGCGUUUCCAAUAAAAGUCUCAUGUCUAUACAACACUGGAGACAAGCUUGAAAAAGUCACAACCCAAAGUGACCUAGAUCAGGUCACGUACCCAGGGUAUACAGACGUUACCGUCUUAAGUAAAGACAAUGUCUAUCACCGAGGAGACGUUCUCACCGUAAGGGUGGUGGCAAGAGACAAAAAAGGAAGGCCUAAGACGUACGGAGGAGACUUCUUCCGUGCCAGACUGGUCAGUAGUGACCGUUCGCUACAGGCCAGUAGUGCCGGUCACGUCACUGACCACUGUAACGGUACCUACACUGUGCAGUUCCCGCUUUACUGGGUAGGCGGCGUUUCGAUAAAGAUUCAGCUUGUCCACCCAAGUGAAGCAGUGCAGGUUCUACAGAGAACAAGAGAAACUCCGAACAAGAGAUUCUUCUUCUGCUCCUUCGUCGACGUAAAAACGAAGUCUACAGAAUCACGACAAUGCUUCAGUUCUCCCAACCCCAGCCUACCGCCCCAACAACAGUGCGAUUUCUCCAAACGGGAGGUGAACGGAACCUGGAUUUGUGAGAAACCUAAGAAACUUCCUUGUUCCUCUAUUUCAAUGUGUCGAUUUGACGCGGACAAGAGUUGGAAAAGAGCAGCUCGUCUCCUGUCUGGCAAGGAAAUAAAAGUUUUUCAAAAACCAUAUCUUGAGACAGAACUUAAAGUAGACCCCAAGGAGCCAAUACGUGUCCUUGAGGCAGAAUUGACCACACCUCAACACCUUCCGGCGUGUACCGGGGACGCACGUGAGUCUGGGGUCACACUGGGUCAUUGGUCAGCCAAGGUCUGGAAAUCAUCAGUCUGCAAUGUCCGAGUUUUUGCCAAAGAGGACAUCCGGCGAUGCCUGGCUAACAAGACAGUACACACGCAAGGCGACUCCUCUCAAUUCCAGUGGUGUAAACGUUUGACGGAAGUGAUACCACUGUCAAAGACAGACACCAUGGGUCCGGAAGCUAAGGUCGGCACACCACAAAGACCUCCACAUGUCAGAGUGUAUGACAACGACCAAUGGAACAUCUCUGUUCGCUGGCAGUGGCAUCACUACCCCGUUCAAAUAACAGAUUGGCAUUACUUUAACGAUUUUAGUUACACUGCCGACGUGUUGGACUCCAUUCGCGGAGGCCAGAACACAGUAGUGGUUCUCGGUCUGUGGGCUCACUUUACCGCCGAGCCGCUGGACAUGAUCCGGUCGCGAAUGUACGCCAUACGGGCCGCCAUACACCGUCUCAAGCGCAGGAGUCCCGACACGCAGGUCUUCGUGAGAACUGGUACAACGCGAGAACACAAUAAAGGAAUGUUAAAGUACUACCUGCUUGGGAGCGACUGGAUGGCUUACCAGAUCACGGAGGUGAUACGAGAGGUGUUCCGGGCGGAUCCAGACGUGGUCGUGCUGGACACGUGGGACAUGAGCGUGUGUCAGCCGGGGAAAGACCAUGUUCACGCCGAUCAAACGAUGGUGAACAGUGAACUAUACAGGCUGUUAUCUCAUAUCUGCCCAACAAACUAGACGGUUUCAAAGACAGAUAAAGCACUGCUUUAGUAACAAGAUGAUCUAAGAUGGCGGACACGAAAAUCACAAUAUAAAAAAAUUGCGAAUGUUUUGUAAACGUUAUGAUGUAAAACAGGACCCACGGUGAUGUUGAGGGCCAAUGUAGUUGUUGUGUUAGUUUUGCCGGUCGGGCAAAAUAUAUAAUUUUUUCAGGUCAGGAUCUGUAAAAAAUGUGGAACAUGAAAAAUACAAUUUUUUUUUCAUGUCAGGAUAUAUAAGUACAGAUUGAGAAGAUACUUUG